GCUAACAUGACAGCCUUGCGACUAAUGUGUGCAAUAUAGCUCAUAAAUACUAUUAUUCAAGGAGCCUGGGUGCUUAGAAACGUAACCAAGUUAAGCAUCACGCCGCCCCCGAAAAGACCCUCCCAUGGAGACGGUGUGUGGGAUAAACUGUUACUGUAGGAGCGUCCAGAACUUCUGUACCAGCAAUUCACCCUCGAAUAAUUCAAGAAAUGAAACUUACUGCUGAGACUUGGGACGCGAGGGUGGCAAAGACAAGGCACCAGAGCAGCAGCCUGCAGGGUUCAAACACCAGAGUUACAGACUCUUGUCAAGUUGGAAAGAAGUGAGAUAAUAUGUCACCUCAGUGUUUGGGCUCCUCUGCUCAGUUUUCCUUGCAUGGUUUCUGUCAUGCGAACCUGAGCUUCUAUCAGUCUAUAGCAUGACUAUCCACCUGCAGCACAUCAUGUCAAAACUUUAGUCAUUCGGCCACGUAUCAGUGAUAUUGAUAACAUCGCGCAAAUGUCUCAAGACAGCAGUGAAUAUUCAUUUUUGAUCAUAUUAAUAAGGUUAAGCGAAGUGUGGUACUUACCGUAGCCGGACUGCUGUGCGCAAAGUCGCGGAUGAGUAACGGUCCGCUGACGAAUGAAGUUGCUCGCAGUCACCCAAAUUCUUUUAUUAACUCGUAGAAAGUCACCUAACUUUCUCGAGUAGUCCCUCUCCUUACAGAGGAAAAAGUCAAAAUGUUAGAUUAAGCAGGGAUGUGUCCGAGGCUGCAUGGAUGAGGGUGGUCGGUUUUUUUGUAUGAGGAUGGGGGUGUGGUGGCGCUCAAACCAAACCAAGUUGCAUUGAUCAGAACUUCACAUCGACUCGGACAAAGAUAGAGCCGAGCUUGCCGUCGAGGCUCCGUCACUGAAGCAAGAGUUUUGGGACAAGAGAGCGGUCACCUGGUGCUCUUAGGUAGUGGAGGAACGCUGCACCGUUGCGCGCGGAGGAGAAGACGCGCCGCAGCGAUGCUGUCAGCUGCGGUUCUGCUGGUGGUUCUGUCCACUGUGCACCUCACCCGAGCCGAGGGAUGCGGAACCUCAUGUGGGAAGUGUGACUGCAGUGGCGUGAAAGGCACAAAGGGAGAACGAGGUCUUCCUGGUCUUCAAGGUAAUAUGGGCUUCCCGGGCAUGCAAGGGCCUGAGGGGCCACCUGGACCAAUGGGCGCUAAAGGAGAGCCUGGUGAUUUCGGGGCUCCUGGGCUUAAAGGCGUGAGGGGUCCUCCUGGUCUACCUGGCUUCCCAGGAAAUCCUGGACUCCCAGGUAUCAAUGGAAACGAUGGUCCAGCUGGUCUGCCAGGAAUCCCAGGAUGCAAUGGGACCAAAGGGGAGAGAGGCAGAGAUGGUGCUCCUGGUUUUGAUGGUCUUCAGGGUUCACCUGGUCCGGCUGGAAUUCCCGGCAUGAAGGGUGACCCUGGUGGUAUCAUUGGAAUUGUACCCUUGAAAGGAGAGAGAGGAUUCCCUGGAACACCGGGACUUCCUGGAACCAAUGGAUAUCCUGGACCCAUUGGUCCUCCAGGGCCACGCGGGUACCAAGGACCACCGGGAGAUCCCGGUCCACCAGGUCCUCCUGGAGAGAAGGGCGACAGGUUGGCUUUUCGUAGUGAGAAAGGAGAAAAGGGUGAACAAGGGUACCGCGGCCCACCUGGGCCACCUGGACGCGAUGAAGAACUCAAAGGUUUACCACAGAAGGAACUCGUAAAGGGAGCGCGCGGAAAUAAAGGAGAGAAAGGAGAGAAAGGCUUCUGUGUCCCUUAUAAAAAAGAUGUCAAAGGUGAACCUGGCCUGCCGGGACCCAUAGGGAAACCUGGAAAAGAUGGCGACAUUGGACCAAAGGGAGAGAAAGGGUUCAUCGGACCUCCAGGAUAUCAGGGUUACCCUGGUGAAAAGGGAGAAAGAGGGCCACCCGGAUACGGAAGUGGCUCUCCUGGGCCCCCGGGUCUUCCUGGUUUACAAGGAGAGAAAGGUCACCCUGGACCCCAGGGAGAGGCCGGUCCCCCAGGUGCAUUUGUGGAAGGACCUCGUGGAGAAACCGGUGCUAAGGGAGAUAUAGGUGAGAAAGGAGACAGAGGCGUAGAGGGAGAGUCUCUGAUUGGACAACCAGGACAGCCAGGUCAACCAGGACCUCCUGGGCCACCAGGACCACCAGUUGAUUGCAACAUCCAGAAAGGAGAUCCUGGACCACCUGGUCCUCCAGGUUUACAAGGAGAGCUAGGACAGAAGGGCGAUAAAGGAGAUACUUGCACCCUUUGUGAGUCCUUUGGAAUGCUCGGGCCUCCCGGCCCUCAGGGUCUCAAAGGAGAAAGAGGACCUCCAGGGCCUGUUGGCAGCAAAGGAGACAAGGGUCAAUCUGGGCCCCCAGGACAGCCAGGAAGACCUGGAUCCCACGGUGCUCCCGGGUUGAUUGGAGAACCAGGUGCUGUGGGUGAGCCCGGUGACAUUUUCAUAGCUCCGGGUCUGAAGGGAGACAAGGGUCUGCCAGGGGUUGCUGGUUCACCAGGUCUGCCGGGACUUGACGGACAGCCCGGAAGAGAUGGGCUGGCAGGUGAACCAGGGAUAAAAGGAGAACCAGCAAGGGAGGGCUUCAAGGGUGACCGUGGACCUAGUGGAGACCCUGGUCUUGCUGGAAUACCAGGAGAAAGAGGUCCUCCUGGAUUGCCAGGGUUUGGUCGACCUGGAGAGCCUGGUGAAAAGGGCAGCGAUGGCAAACCUGGGCUCCCAGGAGCACCCGGUGCACCAGGUGCUAAAGGAGAACCAGGUUCAGGGGUAAGCACACCUGGACCUCAGGGAGUGCCCGGACCACGAGGAGAAACUGGCAGACCUGGACCUCAAGGCGACAGAGGCUUCACUGGGGACCCAGGAGUUCCUGGUUUCCCUGGACAGAAAGGUGAAGUCGGACCCCCUGGAAUUGGAUUCCCGGGACCAACUGGAGCCAAAGGUGCCAGUGGCAUUCCAGGCGCACAAGGAUUUCCUGGAGAGCCAGGAAGACCAGGACAAGAUGGAAUUACUGGAGGACCGGGAGUACCUGGACAAAAGGGUGAACCAGGAAAGGGACUCCCAGGCCUUAAGGGCUCCCAGGGUCCCCCAGGAAUUACUGGUUUCCCAGGAGAGAAGGGUAACAUUGGUUUAACCGGUGUUCCUGGACGUGAGGGGCUGACGGGACCACCUGGACCUCAGGGUAUCCAAGGCGAUGCGGGACCACCUGGACCUCCAGGACUUGCAGGUGUUCCAGGGCCUCCUGGGAAAGGUUCACCUGGAAUUCCAGGACCACAGGGACCACCUGGGGAACCAGGACCUUUUGGACUGGAGGGCGCAAAGGGAGAGAAGGGCUAUCCAGGAUUUCCUGGUCUUGACAUGCCAGGACCACAGGGAGAGAAAGGGGCCCCUGGAUUUCCAGGAUCUCCUGGGCCAAAGGGCUUGCCUGGCCCACCUGGCUUACCAGGACGAGAUGGGUUAAUCGGAGGCCAAGGUCCUAAAGGUGAAAUGGGAGUUAUGGGAACCCCUGGUUCUACAGGUAUUCCUGGUGUUCCUGGUGUACCGGGAUAUCCUGGACAAAGAGGUGAUCCUGGUAUCACUGGACUUAGAGGAGAUAAAGGAUCGCAAGGACCCAAGGGAGAACGGGGUGAGAUGGGUCUUCAAGGACCUCCUGGAAACAUUAGUGAUGUUGAAAUGGGACAUAUGAAAGGAGAAAAGGGAGACACGGGUGAUCCAGGAAACCCUGGAGUGACAGGCGAGAAAGGACACCGUGGGUUGCCUGGAAAUCCUGGAAUGCCGGGCAAAGAUGGAGAACCUGGUUUACCUGGACAGCCUGGUGAGAAGGGUGAUCAUGGCAUGCCUGGAGAACCUGGACGUAUUGGAACACCUGGACAGAAGGGAAGUGUGGGAGAGAUGGGAAUUCCAGGUCCUGUGGGUCCAAAGGGCAGUAAAGGAGAUGUCGGCACUCCAGGACACCCUGGUUUCAGAGGCGUUGAUGGACCGAAAGGAGAUCAUGGGGUUCCCGGUGAGCCUGGUAUCGGUCUGCCAGGGUUUCCAGGCCCAAGGGGUGAGGUGGGCCAGCCAGGUUUCCAAGGAGAUCCAGGAGAAAAGGGUCAAAAGGGUCUUAUGGGAAUGCCAGGAAUGCCUGGACACCAAGGAGUCAAAGGAGAUAAAGGAAAUUACGGCAUUCCAGGUCAACCAGGUAUCCCUGGUGAGAAAGGCCUGCCUGGACUUCCAGGAUCUGUUGGAGAGCCUGGUCGUGAUGGUCGGCCAGGUGAGGGUGGGUUGCAAGGGCCUCCAGGGUUUCCUGGAGAGAAGGGAGAACCUGGAGUGGAUGGUUUCCCUGGUGCUUCAGGAGAGAGGGGAGAACCCGGUGUGCCUGGCAUCGGUUUCCCUGGGUCUCCCGGAGGACUUGGUAACAAAGGUGACAAAGGUAGCCCUGGCCUGCCAGGCACCCCUGGCCACCCAGGAGUACCUGGUAUCAAGGGUGACAAAGGACUUCCAGGAGUUCAGGGACUGCAAGGACAACCUGGGGAAAUUGGGCUGCCAGGUCUUGCCCAAAUAGGCCCAAAAGGAGAGAGGGGAGAAACAGGUCGACCUGGAGUGACAGGAACCACGGGAGCUCCAGGACCAGCUGGUGUCCCAGGCAGAGAUGGGCCAAAGGGAGAUAAGGGAGACCAGGGUGGGCCUGGUUUCCAAGGAGAGACUGGACAAAAGGGUGAUCCUGGAACCCCAGGAAUUCCUGGUCCACCUGGUCUGCCUGGUGUUAAUGGAGCAAAGGGAGAGAGAGGUCAGCAGGGUGUGCCAGGAUUCCCAGGUAACAAGGGUAGCCCUGGAGAAAUUGGCUUCAAAGGCGAGCUGGGAGACCAAGGCUUUCCCGGAGAGAAAGGAAGUGACGGCCCGCCGGGUCCGCCUGGCCCCCACACAUUUAUCAAAGGUGAAAUUGGGUUGCCCGGGGUGCAAGGCUUACCCGGACCCCAGGGUCCAUCUGGACUACCAGGGCAGAAGGGACAACAAGGUGUCUCAGGUUUUCCUGGUCCGAAAGGUGAAGACGGUGCUCUUGGAUAUGAUGGUCUGCCUGGAGCUAAAGGAGAGAAGGGUCUUCCCGGCCCUCAAGGACCCAUCGGACAGCCUGGCCCUCCUGGUCCUGAUGGCGUUCCAGGUCACGUGGGUCCACCUGGGCCAUCAUCCAUGGACCAUGGCUUCUUAGUGACAAGGCACAGCCAGACAGUGGACGUCCCAGCUUGUCCAGAAGGAACCUCGCUCAUAUACGAUGGCUACUCGUUGCUUUACGUCCAAGGAAACGAGCGCUCUCAUGGACAGGAUCUGGGUACGGCUGGCAGCUGCCUGAGGAAGUUCAGCCCAAUGCCCUUCUUGUUCUGUAACAUCAACAACGUGUGCAACUUCGCCUCCCGUAAUGACUACUCCUACUGGUUGACCUCCCCGGAGCCCAUGCCCAUGAGCAUGGCCCCAAUCACUGGUGAUAGCAUCAAACCCUUCAUCAGCAGAUGCGCGGUCUGCGAAGCCCCUGCCAUGGUGAUCGCAGUUCACAGUCAGACCAUCAUGAUCCCACCGUGCCCGUACGGCUGGGACUCCCUGUGGAUCGGCUACUCCUUCGUCAUGCACACUAGUGCUGGUGCUGAGGGCUCCGGUCAGGCUCUGGCCUCUCCUGGUUCCUGCUUGGAGGAGUUCCGCAGCGCUCCAUUCAUCGAGUGCCAUGGUCGGGGAACCUGCAACUACUACGCCAACUCCUACAGCUUCUGGCUUGCCACCAUCGAUGACAGUGACAUGUUCACGAAACCUGUCCCUGCAACGCUAAAAGCAGGAAGCCUUCGGACACACAUAAGCCGCUGCCACGUCUGCAUGAAGAGGACAUAGACCUCGCCCCGGACCUUGGAGCAACACUGCAGAUGUCCUCGGCUUCCUGUUCUCAAGGAUGGUGCUAUUUCCCUGCAUGUGUGAGAGGAGAAGGUGGAGUGUUCCUUGAGACUGAACUCUUUCGAAACUGAAUGCAGAGACCAAGUUGCCUUUUUAGCUAAACUAACAAGUCGCCAAAGAAUCCAGUUUACCACUGCACUGACUCCAAGAACCCCGCCUCCUGCCCCAAGACUGGUAAACUAUUGUUCCGAUGAAUCUGUGUACUUUGCUUCACAAACAGCAUCCAAAGAUAUAGAAACAUUUAAUGACGCCACCAUACCUUUUUUUGUAACUUGAUGUAGUCAUGUAAAGGAAGGGACUGACCACUCGCCGGACACACUAAACCUCUAGCAUGUCGCCAAUUUAGAACACACAUCACUCUGUUGUAAAUAUGAAACAUUCCUCUCUUUGCCAAUCAACACACUGUCCUCAGGAUGACCUUGAAUCUACUUUGUGUGAGUCCAUUUUUAUUUAUAAGAUGUCUGAUGUUGAGUGUAUCCAUGAUUCCAGAUCCAAAAACAGUCCGCGACUUAUCAACAGCACUGAAGUGUCGUCCUAGAAAGUGUGAAUGACUGUGUGUGUGUGUACAUAUAGUAAAUGAAUGUAUUUUUGUUGUGUAUUUUUGUGCACCCAGUAAUCAGAAAUAGCUCAUCAGGCGCAUGAAGUGAAUUUCUCAUCGUGACGUUGUACAUUUAUCAACAUACAUAAACCGUAUAGACUUAACCCGUGUACUUCUGCUCAUGUACCUGGGCGCUCCGAUUUGCCAGCCACUUUUGUUGUUGAUUUCAAGUUUUAUUACUCAUUAAAAGUAAAAAAAAAUGAGCACCAGCAAGUGCACGAAUG
Messenger RNA from Synchiropus splendidus (mandarinfish), 6755 nucleotides. RefSeq names its product collagen, type IV, alpha 1 (gene col4a1). NCBI's taxonomy places the organism in Eukaryota, Metazoa, Chordata, Actinopteri, Syngnathiformes, Callionymidae. Gene Ontology annotation, cellular component: collagen trimer; basement membrane. The transcript has 52 exons. The record is from RefSeq and is a predicted model, not a curated record. Bases 990 to 5873 code for a protein of 1627 amino acids. Gene Ontology annotation, molecular function: extracellular matrix structural constituent.